AUGAGUGGCUUGGUGCGUUUUCAGGAAAGUGUUGAUGGGUUUUUCAUGCCUUCAGCGUCGGUGUUGGCGGGGGAUGAUAUAUCGUGUUUGUGUGUUGUAUGCGGCGGCGUUGGCUGUACGGUGACGUUGGCGGCCGUUGGCGACUUGGAUGCAGGGGCGCCUCCCGGGACGUCGUCGUUGGGGGGUGUUGGUGCCGCGGCGUCGGGCGUGUCUUCUGCCUUGCAGGGCGGUGUGGCGGGGCCCUCACUCUUCUGGUGGUGGAGGCGGCCAUUGACGUGCGGUGUUGGUGGCGAUGCUUCUGCGCAGCGGCUGGAGCCGGAUGCGGCGGUGGCGGAUGCAGUGCUGGGUCUCACGGUGUCAAAGGCGAAACGGGAGUUGGCGCGAGUAUAUGCCAUGUACGACGCUGCGAGGGCGGCGCUGAUGUGGGCGGACGCCGUGGCUGCCGGCACGUGCCCGUUGGUUGGGCGGCGCGAUGGGGCGGGGCAUGUGGUGCUAAUACCUCUGGAGGAGGAUUGGGCAGAGGCGGUGCGCCGUGGCCUGCCACUGGUGGUGGUGUUGCGCUUCACGCUCUGGGCGUACGCCUUGCGCGGCUGCCGGCGGCAUGGUGGGGGCACAGCUGACAUGCAGACGGCGCUGCCGCUCCCACAGUUUGUUCCGGGCGUCCACACGGAUCGAGGUGACUGGCUGGAAAUGCUUGCGUUGUUUGCGCCGCCUGACUACGCCGCGGCACUCCUGCAGCGCGCGCGCAGCAUCUCAGGCAGUCGUGAUUCUGCGGAUGUUAGCUGUAAGGAGUCAUUGUUUUUGUCGUGGCGCCGUACGGGCCCUCUGCUUCCAGCCGCAGCCUGCAGUGCCGCCGCUGCGGAGGACGCUGCAGCAGCUGCCACAGCGGCGUCUGGAGUGGCUUGGACGAACAGCGCGCGGCACGGCGCCGUGCAUCUGCGGGCAACCCUACGCCCGCCGCCCACCCCAACGCAGGUGUUUCUCUUCCACGGCGAGUGGCACGUCUUGCACCACCUCGAGGGCGUCGUGCGGUGCACGUCGGAGGUACUAGUAACAGCAGCGGAGACGGCGCGCAGUACCAGCGGCGAGGGAGGCGUUGAGUCAAGAGGGUCGCCUUUAGCCACGCUGUCGCCCAUUGCUUCACGUGUAGGCGCAGCCGUUGAGGACCGUGGUGAUGCCCCCCCCACUGCAGCUCAAUCCAGGGCUGUGGGUGGAGGCACAGCUGCCACUGCUGCGUGGCGGCAUGAGGGGGUCCGACAGCGGUGCGUUGAGCGGGGAAUGCUUUGCGGCGGUGGUGGGCGUCAUGCAGAGGCUGGCGACACUGACAGUAACAAUGAUAGCGAUGACGUGGGUGCAAUUGUGGACUACGCGGAGGCGUUAUUGCUGCCCGUUAUCUCCGCACAGGCGGCUAACAUGCACGCAUCCGUGCCGUGCGGAAGCCGAGGGUAUGUCAGAGGGGCGAUUCACGAUGACACGAGUGACGAGAAGAGUGGCGGCUGCGAGGGUAAUGGAGCGACGACUACAGCAGCCGCAAACGUCGUUCACGGUGGGCUGACGCAGCUCAGCACGUUUGUGGGAAUACCGCGUGAGGGCGCGGCUGCCACAGCGGCCCUCCCAGAAGCCUUGACCGCCGUGGGUGGCGGGGCUUUUUGUCUCCCGAGGUCGGUGGUCCAAAGCGAGGAGGCCUUCCGCGUGUUGGCGUCCUGGGGCUUCGUCCCCGCUGCGAUGGCUGCUUCCGUGCCUCUUUGGGGCGGUAGUGAGGCGAGCGCGUACGACGUGGUGUCCCGUAGCCUGCCUCUGUCAGCCUUUACAGCGCGGUUCUGCGGUGACAUUCUUCAACGUCGUGGCGUUCCCGCUUCUCCGCCUUCUUCCGCAUACAUCGACGACGACGGCAGCAGCUGCUGGUGGCCGCUCGGGGCUCCAUCUGACGGCAGUGGGGACGACGCAACAAGUGACGAAGACGACGACGUUUCCGGUCUGGCGUUGCGGCAGCUUGGCGUCUUAGGCAGUGCAGCUCCACACCCCACCGCGGCGCCACUUCCCCGGCCCCUCGCAUGA
Molecule: messenger RNA, 2058 nt
Organism: Trypanosoma rangeli
Lineage: Eukaryota; Euglenozoa; Kinetoplastea; Trypanosomatida; Trypanosomatidae
Exons: 1
Coding region: 1-2058 (685 amino acids)
Source: RefSeq, a predicted model, not a curated record